CAGUUGCUGGGUGCUGGGGACAUGUUUAAGGGUACAGAGCAAGUCUGGUAUAUUGUUUUGAAAAUUGCGUUGUUCUAGUUUAGAAAUCGUAAGUAAUAUAACCCCUGUUAUUGAAGCAGUUUUACUAGUAACUGUAGUCGUGGCAAACGAUACCGACGUCAUUUCGAUUCCUGGACUGACGACUUCAGUUUAAUUAUAUUCAGUGUAACUGUUCACAAUACCUACCAUCUGCAGUUUAAUUAUCUCCAGUGUAAAUUGUGUGUUUACAAUACUUACCAUCUGCAGUUUAGCCAGUGCAUAGUUGGAAAAGAUUGUUUUGUUUUAAUACGUUUUUUUUGUUUUUUCUUCCAUGUGUUUAUUAAGUGGCCAACUGAACAAACCGUUGCUUACGUCUGAUUUAGUCAAUUUGGCUUAAUAAUUAUCCUCACCUAAUUUAUAAUAAAACCAUAUUAAUACGCUACUGUUCAGUUUAGAAAAAAAAAAAUACAACUGCAAAGGUGACACUUAUGGGGUGUAGGUGAUGAGGAAGUAGUUAGGCAGUCUGCUAGCUGGUGUAGGGAAUCGUGUUUUUCUUCUACCAGGUAUUUUAAAAUACAAAAUGUCGUACAGAUACACCCGAACCCCAACGCAUAUAUUAUUAUGGUAGUAUAUCUAUCUAUUUAUCUAUCUGUCUGGAUAGAUAAUUUAUCUUGUUGCUUUAGCAGUUUGUUUUUAUGAAUAAAAUACAGUUUGAAAAAAAAAGUGCUGUUUGAUAAUGGCAUUUACCUUAAAAUGCAAGGAUUACAUAACGUCCUUGUUCUGAAACAUUAAAGCUACAUUUUGUCUAUGUUGCAAUGCAUUCUCAGACCACAGUCUGGAAACUUAAUGGAUAACUUAAGUUUUUCGAUUGAUUCAAAGUGGCACCACCCUGGCACCAUCCUUAGUUAAGGAAUUCCAAAGCUCCGUUCACACUGGCGCUCCAACCAGGUCCCGACUACCCAAGUCACAAUCCCGAGUAGUGUGAAACCAUGUACUUGCGUUGUACCCGAGUUGACCCCGGGUCGGCAGCGACCCACCCUUAAGAAGUGGGUCGACCUUAGCAAACUGCAUGAUGGCCGAUGAAGUAACAAACGGCUACGCCUGCAUAAAGGUUUCACUUCUGCAAGGAACAUUUAUAUUUAUUCAGCAGGGAUGAGGAAACAUUUGAUCUAAUCAACAUUUGGGCGAUCGAUUCAAACCAGAGAAGUUUGGAUAGAUUCGUCCGUAUUGUAUUUGCUUGUCACCCAGGUAGACUCUGCUUCUUCAAAAAGCAGUGUGAAAUUGUGUAGCCGAUCCGCUUGACACUGAGCAUGUCAGUGUGAAAGGGGCUCAAGACUGGUUCUAAUUGGGGGUCUAUGAAACAAGGGUGUUAGUUUUAUAUAUGUGUUAUGUGUUUUUGAAUGUUAUGAGGUUUCUGUCAGAAUAUUGUACUUUAUGUAGUUGCAGAAUGGAGAGGGCUGAGGAGAUGGAUAAUUUUAUAAGUGCAGCUCAGGUGCCUGUAUAUGAACAUCUGGACAGAUUGUCUGAGCAUAACUCGGAUCCAGAAGAAGCCUUUCAGCCCCAUAGGAGACAGGGCAGGCAAGAGAAGUCACCCAAGGAACCAAUGGACGUGAACGUACCACAAGAGAGGAAUGUGGAUCAAGAGCAGGUGCACAGAAGCAGAGAUGAGCAGUUACCAGGGCGACCGGAGAACACAACAACAACGGAAUCUCCUAAGAGAUGGGACAGGUGCAGACGAGGACACUUUCUUCAUGGACCAUAUCCAGCAACACACUUUGGGCCCAAGGCCUGUAUUCUUCCUAAUCCUACUUCUGUCAUGCACAUCCAAGAUCCAGCCAGUCAGAGGCUCACCUGGAGCAAGCCUCCCGUCAAUGUCCUUGUUAUUAAGAAGAUCCGGGAUGAGAGCCUGCUGGAACCCUUCAGACAGCUCUGCAGGUUCCUGGUUGAGGAGAAGCAGCUGGUGGUUUAUGUUGAGAAGAAGGUGGUGGAGGACUCUGCUCUUUCAAACGACGAGGCUUUUCAUACCAUCCGAAACCAGCUGUGCUCUUUCAGAGAAGGAUAUGAUGACAUUUCCAAAUGUAUAGACCUGAUUGUCUGCUUGGGGGGUGACGGAACACUUCUAUAUGCAUCUUCUCUGUUCCAGGGCAGUGUUCCUCCAGUCAUGGCAUUCCAUCUAGGCUCUCUGGGGUUUCUCACACCAUUCAAAUUUGAAUCAUACAAAACAGAGGUGACCAAGGUUUUCGAAGGAAAUGCAGCUAUAGUCCUUCGUAGUCGUUUGAAAGUGAAGGUGGUGAAAGACAUAAAGCAUGUGCAGGAGACUGGAAACAAGUACAAAGUAGAAGAAAAUGGACUUGUCCCGCAGAGCCACACUGACAAAGAGGCUGGAACCAUUACCAUGCAAUUACAGGCACUCAAUGAGGUGGUUGUGGACCGAGGACCUUCCUCGUAUCUUUCCAACGUGGACUUGUAUCUGGAUGGGAGAUUGAUUACCUCAGUGCAGGGAGAUGGUGUGAUCGUGUCGACGCCAACGGGCAGCACAGCGUACGCCGCUGCGGCUGGGGCUUCCAUGAUCCAUCCCAACGUUCCAGCCAUCAUGGUGACUCCCAUCUGCCCACACUCCCUCUCAUUCCGACCCAUUGUCGUGCCUGCCGGAGUGGAACUCAUGAUAAUGUUAUCUCCAGAUGCCAGGAACACAGCUUGGGUGUCUUUUGAUGGCAGGAAGAGACAAGAGAUCCAGCAUGGUGACAGAAUCAAAAUAACGACGUCCUGCUAUCCAGUGCCCUGCAUCUGCUGCCACGACCUGGUUUAUGACUGGUUCGAGAGCCUGGCUGAGUGUCUCCACUGGAACGUCCGCAAGAAGCAGACCAGACUGAGUGACUCUCCAAACUCCUCCGACACAGAGAACUGAGGCACAGCGGGACGAUGGUGGGGGUCAGAAAACACAAACCAAGGCUUGCAGCUGCAAACUACAUGGCCAUUCUCCAAGUGUUUUAGUGACCUUAAACAAGGCCUUUCAGAAACUGGUAACAAACCACUUUAAAAUAAAUAAAAAGGAUUUUCCACAUUUGGAGUAAAAUAUUUUGAAAAUGGCCAGCUUGUGGUUUGGUACUUUUCAGGAGUAUUUACUGCAUACACCGUAACUUUAUCUGUCAUUUUUGUAUGCAGAACAGGUUACAUUUAUAAGCUGUUUUCACCUUAUUUAAUUGCAGAUUUAUUUUGAUUGAUAGAUACAUAGAUAGAUCUCAUUAAUUAAAGAAUAUUAUCUGUGUUGGUAAGUGCAUAAUUAAGUAAAGGCUGUUUCAUCCCCGCAUCAAAUGGAACCUAUAAGGAAUUAAGGGUACCACGGGAAAACUUGGAGUGUCUUGGGGAUACCAAAACAAAUGUGCGAGUUCCCCAGUCUUGUCACUUGAAAAGCUGAUGGAAAGAAUGUACAGUAACUCGAGGUUGAUUAUAAACAUACCAGUAAUACAUGCACUGCCCACUGUACAUUUCCUAGGAGGGCAUCCCAGGAAAUGUUAUUUUCUCCCAGAGAAUACCAAGAAAUAGAUUUGCAUGAUUGCCAUGUAUGCCUUUUUAUCACCCAUACAUGUUUUAUAUAAAAUAAUAAAAUCUGUAACUACAGUUAAAAUUGUACUUAGUCUAUUUACCUGUAAAAUAUGAGUUGAUUGGUUAUGUUAAAAUAAAUAGUAUUUGAUUUAACCCAGACUUUGGUCUGUUUAGUUUAGUAUGUAAUGUGUUUAUUUAAAUGUCAGGCUAAAUAUUGUCAACUCCCAUGUGAUGAUAUUUAAAGAUGAGCAAAAUCUUUUUUUUUUUUGUUAAACAUAGUCUGUAAAUGUGAUCGUCACAUUAGUAUAAAAAGACAACAUCACUGCUUUUUUUUUUUUAUUGCAAUAAAAGGAUACAUUCAUAUAUAUAUAUUUUUUUUUUCAGACAGACAUUAAUUGUUUAAAUUAUGUUCCAGUAACUACAAAUACAAUUCUUUCAAUCCAAAUAUGGACAACUAAGUGGUUAAGAGGUUAAAACUGAGAAAUGGGUUGGGAAUUUUCGUUUCUCUUUGAAAUGUGUGGAAAAGCAGCCGUUAACUACAAUAUACAACAUUCCGAUACUGUGCAACACUCACAUACAAUUUGAGAUACCUUGAAACAGUUCCACCAAGAUCUACAAUAAAGCAAAUGGCAAAUCUUUCUUUUUGAAAGACAAACAUUAAAACACAGAAAAUGCAUUUUGUCUGGUAAGAAAAAGAAGCAAUAUUAUAUAGAAAACUCUUAUACUACUUUCUGUGCUAUCUUAACUACAAACUGUAUGGUCCUCUUUAGUUAUACUUGGAUAAAUGAAUAGUCAACAGGAGUACAAAAAGCCAAUGCUGGAAACAUUAGUAGGUUGUGCUUAGAAGUGUCCAAAUUAAAAUUGGUGUAAACCAGCAGGUAUUUAAUGGGAUAACUAAAAGAUAAUUACUGUAGCACAUAGGAAAAAGUAUUAGUUGGAAAUGCACUGUUAUGGACUUUUGGAUUUAAAAACACAAAAAUGCAUUAUAAUCAAUACAAGGCAAAUCAGUUGUAACACAAAGUUCUUUCCAUGUGCUUUACACAUUUUUCAGAACAAUAAAAACAGGAUUUGCAUUUAAAUGUUGACUGUAUGUAAUAAUAAUAAUAAUAAUAAUAAUAAUAAUUGCAGCUGUCUAUACAAAUGUUAAUUAAUUAUGUACAUAAUGGCCCUACCCCAGUCUAGUCUACAUAUGUAUUUAAGGAACUUACUUAAAAUAAGGUCAACUGAAUUUUUUAUUUUGCAUUACAGGCCUAUUUUAAAUCAAGUUUCAAUAACUUACUGUCAACCAUAAAGGUCCAAGUCCAAGCAUUUCUCCAUUAUCCUUGGUGUAUUCUUAUUCUGAAUUACAAAUACUGAUUGGCCUUAAACAUUAAACUCCAUUCUACUGAAAGCAACCAUGCUGUUAUUUUUACUUUGAUGGAUCCUAUGUAAAUAAUCAGUACUGAUGUAAUCAUACAUUUUUAUGUUGCAUAUAAAAUUAUACUGUUCAUCACCACAUAUAUUUUGUAUUUAUAUAAAAAAGCAUUAUUAAAAUGACUUCUAAUAAUGAACAUGCAUUUAGUAACUGCUGAUGUUUUGGCACAAUUCUGUGUUUGCAUUAGCACUGAUCUGCAAGAGAACCAAUUUAAUUUUAGAACACUUUAUAAACUAAAAAGUCCAGAAAAAUGACAUGUUUUUAUUUUAUUUUUAUUUUUUAUCAUUGUCCCUCAUUUUAAUCUUACCAAUAUUUUGUUUUAUAUUACUGUGUCCUUAGUUUACCAGAUUUGUUCCCAGCAUUAGCUGGCUGCACCAUGCUGCAGAUGGAAAAGUCAAUGUAAUGAUGUACAAAGAAAUCAGAUUUCCUAUGUUGGUAACCAACUACUGACAGUUUUUUUUUUUUUUUUUUU
Polyodon spathula (Mississippi paddlefish) is the source of this 5450-nucleotide messenger RNA. RefSeq names its product NAD kinase b (gene nadkb). The transcript has 11 exons. The coding region runs from base 1400 to 2926 and encodes 508 amino acids. Gene Ontology annotation, biological process: NADP+ biosynthetic process; NAD+ metabolic process. Lineage: Eukaryota; Metazoa; Chordata; Actinopteri; Acipenseriformes; Polyodontidae. The record is from RefSeq and is a predicted model, not a curated record. Gene Ontology annotation, molecular function: NAD+ kinase activity.